GUCCGCCAUGUUCUCCACACGGUAAACAUUCUAACCUCAAUUACGAUUGUGAAUCUAUCAAUGAAUAAUAACUUCGGGGCGGCGAAUCCGUGAUUCGCUGCCGUUGUUUUUAUUAUUUUGAUAUUCAGUACAACAACGAAAAUGAACUCCUUCGGAGUCAGAAUAUCCCCCAGAGGAUUGAUUCAGAGCACUUUUGCAAGGCUCCAAUCAACAACUACAAGUACCCCUUCAAGCUCUUCGACUCCUGAGAUUCAAAUACCGGUGAAAAAGCAACGGGGACCCACUGAUAUUCUUCAAGCACUUGAAAAAACUAUUUCUCGUGAUUCAACGGCGCCCAAAUAUAAAUACCAAGACGAUCCUUACCUCAUUCCUUACUCGAAUUUUCAGAAGAGAGCGUUUGCUCUAGCUCAGGAGUCCGGCCGAAAAACAGCUAUGUGGAUUCGUACUGAACAUGCAGACCUUUUCCAGCACAGGGUUGCUGAGCCAAUUAUUGAGGAAUUUCUACCGAAAGCAGUAUAUAAAGACAAGGAAGCUGUCUCUGAAGAAAUAUUGAAAAAGGUGAUACAGGAUGGGCAUAAAACUGAUGCCAUUGCGAUUUACGAAUUAUUGGAAGAGCAAGUAUCAGAUGAAACCAAACAGUCUCUUCUUGAACUACUUUGUUACUACAACAAUGAGGAGAAGUUCCCUGAGGAAUGGCUGGAGGAGAAGUGGUUCAGAAGGUCCGAAAAAUCUCAAGGUUGGAAAUAUUGUCCUGUAACCGACAAACUCUUUGCCACUCUGAAGGAGAAAGACGAAGCUACAGCUGCUAAAGCAUAUAGUGCUAUGAUCUGUGGACAAACUAAAUUCAUGAAGAUCGAUGCUGUUUGGAAUCUCUUCCAAGAAGCUGAGAAAAAAAACUAUCCAAUAGCACUAGAGGCCUACAAUCAAUUGAUUGGAAUGAUCUCUUACUGGAAAGAUGGUUCACGAGAACGUUUGGCAUUGUUGACUGAUAUAUAUGGCAAGCUAAAAAAAAAUUGCAUUCAGCCAAACACAGAAACAAUGAAUAAUUCGUUAAAAUUAGCGGCCUCUGUUCAGAGAUAUUCAUCUGCUAUGGAAAUUUGUAAAGAUAUUUUUACAGAGUUCAAAACUGCAGGUGUAAAACCAUCAUUAACGUCUUAUCAUUACGUUUUGGUGAUUUUUUACAAAAAAAUGGAGGCCGGCGCUAAUCUAAGUUCUAUUCUUCGAGACAUAAUUGCAGAUCUUGAAGGAAGGAAAGAGUUAAAAGUGGAAAAUUCAAUGGACACAUAUUUCUUCGUGACUGCAAUGGAUGUAGCGGCGAAUUAUUUUCAGGAUCCAGUACUUGCUGAUAGAAUUCAUAAACUUCUGCUCACUCAGGAAAAUUACAAAUUACUAGGAGAUGGAUUCAAAGAAAGUUUAUACUACCGCCACUAUUUCCACGUUCAAGUAAAGAAUAAUAGCCUCGACGAGUUUAUGAAAUCAUACUAUGACCUUCUAGUUCCUCACGUUUACACACCAGAGCCCAAUAUCAUGAAUGAAAUUCUUCAAGCAGUGGGUGCUAAUGAUCCUGAAAUGAGUACUCCUGUGCUUCCAAGAUUGUGGACACAUAUGGUUCAGUUUAACUAUCUUGAGAGAAAAGAUUUGGUCUCCAAUGCUCUGCAAUUGAUGACAACACAUUGUACACCACCGAAAAACUCACCAAUUCAUAAAAUGUAUGCAGAUGCUGCUUGGACGGUCUGGGACUUUGUUAUGACCCAGAAAAGCAAAAGGGUUCAACAGAUAACUUGGACGGGUCCCAUUCUCGGCGACGUGGCUGUUUUAUGCCUUCGCGCCGAGGAGGUCGAUAAAUGGACGAUGAUUAUUACUUUCUUGUUCAACGAGCAGAAUUCAAUUAUCGGGCCACUAUCUGCUGCCCAAAUUGAUGAACUCUUCAACGGGUGCCUUCUUGGAGGACAUGCACAAUCUGCAAUGGAUUUAAUUCAUUACUGUUCAGACAUUGGUUUCGAAAAUGUCCCUUCAAUGGCUCAUAAACUUCACAUCAAUCUACCUCUCUUGGACCAUCAACUGAAUCGUUUGAAGAGUUUGGUGGAUCCGGAAGUGCUGAAAGUACGAUCAGAAGAUUUAAGAUAAGUCCACCUUACCGUUUCUUUGUGUCAGGAAAUAGAAAGAGAAAAAAUAAUCGAAGCAAUAACCAAUCGAUAUUGAAUUUGUAAUGCCUCAAUGUAAAUAAAUAAAUAUUGUGACAGGA
Molecule: messenger RNA, 2245 nt
Organism: Diachasmimorpha longicaudata
Lineage: Eukaryota; Metazoa; Arthropoda; Insecta; Hymenoptera; Braconidae
Product: small ribosomal subunit protein mS39
Exons: 7
Coding region: 142-2127 (661 amino acids)
Biological process (GO): mitochondrial translation
Cellular component (GO): mitochondrion
Molecular function (GO): rRNA binding; protein binding; ribosomal small subunit binding
Source: RefSeq, a predicted model, not a curated record